Candida dubliniensis CD36 is the source of this 1629-nucleotide messenger RNA. It is a transcript of the gene CPY1, whose product is annotated as carboxypeptidase C. Bases 1 to 1629 code for a protein of 542 amino acids. Gene Ontology annotation, biological process: proteolysis. Gene Ontology annotation, molecular function: serine-type carboxypeptidase activity. The transcript has a single exon. Lineage: Eukaryota; Fungi; Ascomycota; Pichiomycetes; Serinales; Debaryomycetaceae. The record is from RefSeq and is a predicted model, not a curated record. Gene Ontology annotation, cellular component: fungal-type vacuole.
AUGAAGUUAUCAAAAUCUACUUUAAUUGCCACUUUGGCAUUGACUGCUACUUCCACCAAUGCUUUGGUUGUUCAAAACCCUUUUAACAACAUUCAACAAGCAUUGAAAUUGGACUUAUCUUAUGAUAAAUUAACAUCGAAAUUGACUGAUGCUUUUGAACAAGGUAAAGCCAAUAUUAUUAGCACCAUUGCCAAAGUUAUGAAUGAACCAUUGGAUGGGUUAACCCCGGAAAUUAAAAGCAUUUGGCUGGAAAUGUUGAUGAAAUUCCCUAAUUCCGUCACCGAGUUAAAUUUCAAAGCACCACCAAAGAAGGGCAAAAUUACUACUCAACAAUUUGAUUUCCAUGUUACUGAUGCCCUGGUUCCAAACCACAAAUUAAGAAUUAAAUCAACACCAAAGGAUUUAGGUAUUGACACUGUUAAACAGUAUUCGGGUUAUUUGGAUGUUGUUGAUGAAGAUAAACACUUUUUUUACUAUUUCUUUGAGAGUAGAAAUGACCCAAAGAAUGACCCAGUUAUUUUGUGGUUGAAUGGUGGUCCAGGUUGCUCUUCAUUGACUGGCUUGUUUUUUGAAUUGGGUCCAAGUUCAAUUGAUAAGAAUUUGAAACCGGUGUAUAAUCCUCAUUCAUGGAACGCCAAUGCCUCGGUUAUCUUCUUGGAUCAACCAAUCAAUGUUGGUUAUUCAUAUUCCUCUCAAUCUGUUUCUAACACCAUUGCUGCUGGUAAGGAUGUGUAUGCCUUCUUACAAUUAUUCUUCAAGAACUUCCCAGAAUAUGCCAGUUUGGAUUUCCAUAUUGCUGGUGAAUCUUAUGCUGGACAUUAUAUACCAGCAUUUGCCAGUGAAAUUUUAACUCACCCAGAACGUAACUUCAACUUGACUUCAGUUUUGAUUGGUAACGGAUUAACUGAUCCAUUGGUCCAAUACGAAUAUUAUGAGCCAAUGGCAUGUGGGGAAGGUGGCGAACCAAGUGUUUUGGAACCAGAAGAAUGUGACGGUAUGCUUAAUCUGUUACCAAGGUGUCUUUCUUUGAUUGAAUCUUGUUAUGAAAGUGGCUCAGUUUGGUCAUGUGUCCCAGCCACCAUCUACUGUAACAAUGGUCAAAUGGGACCAUACCAAAGAACCGGUAGAAACGUUUAUGACAUUAGAACCAUGUGUGAAGGUUCCAGUUUGUGCUACAGCCAAUUGGAAUACAUUGAUCAAUAUUUGAAUUUACCUGAAGUGAAAAAGGCAUUAGGUGCUGAAGUUGAUGAAUACCAAUCAUGUAACUUUGAUAUCAACAGAAACUUUAUGUUUGCUGGUGAUUGGAUGAAACCUUACCAAAAGAACGUUAUUGAUUUGUUAGAAAAGGAAUUGCCAGUUUUGAUUUAUGCCGGUGACAAGGAUUUCAUUUGUAAUUGGUUGGGUAAUCAAGCUUGGACUAACAGAUUGGAAUGGAGUGGAUCUAAUGGAUUCAGUAAGGCUCCUGUCAAGACUUGGAAAGUGGGUAAGAAUGCUGCUGGUGAAGUUAAAAACUACAAACACUUUACAUUUUUGAGAGUGUUUGGUGGUGGCCAUAUGGUUCCUUAUGACCAACCUGAAAACGCUUUAGAUAUGGUCAAUAGAUGGAUUAGUGGUGAUUACAAAUUUUAA